UAUUUUGGACGACACUCAUUUGUCAGCAGCGCCAUCAUGGCCUACUCAAACCAUCACCAUUUCAUGAUGCGACCAGAGGACGUGUGGAUAUCCAUAACCACUCAGCUAUCGAGAUACCUUUUGGCCAAUAAGGAGAAGGUCUCCAACUUGUGGCCGGGGCUUGCCAUUGGUGAGCAUUUACACACGACGCUCAUCAUUGUGGAGAAUGACGAUCCUUAUGACUUUGCAAAACGUUUGGUCACCCUAAUCAUCGAACGCAUUCAUGAUAAGUCUUUUGCCGACUGGUUUAUGCCAAACUUCACAACUACCACAAACAAGGACCGGAUGGUUGGUUCCAUGGUAUUUGCUUCAGCGGCACAUACGAUCCAUGACUAUGAAUGGAUUUGGACGAACUGUGGACUACCAAAAGUCACUCUUCUUGGAACGGUGGAAGAUUGGCAAAGUAUCAGAAAAUUAGCGGAUAGACUUCUCCAAUUUGAUGUUGGAGAUCAAAAAAUGUCUAUCUGGUGCAUAUACCUCUUUCCUGUUCUGGACAAACUAAUCGAUACGGCAUUGCGCCAACCUGACAUUGAAUGGUGGCGAAGCAUUGUUGAUGACCGAUUCCUCGAAUCCGGUGCUAUUUCUGGCUGGAUCACAACAUUUGUGGUCUUUGAUGACAAUGGACAAUGGCAAGACAAACAAACAUCUGUAACCAAGGAGCCAAAGUGGUACGUUCCCCGUGGCGAUGAAGAGGACCAAUUUCCAUUCACCCUUGCCAGACAGUUUUAUCCGCCACACCUUCCAAUAGUUCGAUUGGAUCACAUAACCCGAGGGUAUGUGUCGGUGCCCUUUAAAUACACCGCUGGCUCAGAAAAAGUAUACCAUGGGGAUAUCGUUGCUGGACAUCUUGCAGUUGACUUUGUUAACAAUAACAACACAAUUUCGCCAAGGCUU
Acytostelium subglobosum LB1 is the source of this 933-nucleotide messenger RNA. RefSeq lists its product as hypothetical. Lineage: Eukaryota; Evosea; Eumycetozoa; Acytosteliales; Acytosteliaceae. The record is from RefSeq and is a predicted model, not a curated record. The annotation marks the transcript as partial. The transcript has a single exon.